Cyprinodon tularosa is the source of this 5148-nucleotide messenger RNA. RefSeq names its product palmdelphin b (gene palmdb). Gene Ontology annotation, cellular component: cytoplasm; membrane. The transcript is spliced from 6 exons. The record is from RefSeq and is a predicted model, not a curated record. The coding region runs from base 260 to 3412 and encodes 1050 amino acids. NCBI's taxonomy places the organism in Eukaryota, Metazoa, Chordata, Actinopteri, Cyprinodontiformes, Cyprinodontidae. Gene Ontology annotation, biological process: regulation of cell shape.
GACCGGCGGCCCUCAGACCCCUGAUAGUUGGCUAACAGCCCUCCACUGCAGCCUCCUGGCUCUCAGCGCUGAUCUAGCUUCAUCACACGGAGGCGCUGCUAUGAAUACCAGCAGACGUCAUGAGGGGAUCCUUUCCACAGUGACUGAGUGUCACCCUGAUCCCCGAUCCAACAGCUAAUAUUAGCCAGCAGUGAGGAACUCAGUGUGACCUUCAGGGACUCUGAGCUUCUGUGUUACAGCAGAGGGAACAAUUUGUCACAUGACCUUCAGGCUGCGCUUGGAGGUUAGAGACAGCAGAGCGUUGCCUUCAAAGUAUUUCUGGCCUUUGGUCAACAGGUGGAAUAGUUUCCAUAUGAUAAACGUGCCCAUGCUGCAGACGUGUGCUCUCUGUCUGCAGGACAAAAGAAGGAUCCAGGAAGACAUUGCUAAGAAAAGACGGCAGAUUGAAGAGGAGAAACUGAAACUGCAGUAUAUCAAGAAAAAGGCCCUCAGGGAGCAGUGGCUGAUGGACGGCCUGAGUCAGCAGACGGAGGAGGAGCAGGAGGCCAUGAGGCUCCAGGCUCAGGAUGAACAGCAGCAGAGUGAUCAGCUGAAGAGCAAUAUCCUCAGAAUAGAGAAGGAGAUCGAGGCCUUGGAGCAGAAAGAGCUCAGCAUCUCGUCCAAUGAGGAGAUGGUCCUGAAGCGGCUGAAGGAGGUGGAGAGGACAUCUGAGGACAUCAUUAAGACUGUUUCAUCUGAGAAGAAGGACACCGAUGAACAAGACUUGAAAGAGACUGAAAAUCACAACUCUGUCACCAUGGAAACAGACAUACCAUCAACGCUGGAGAUGGACUGUGAAAUGGAGGGAGCCGAGCAUGAAAUGGAUUUUAGUGCUUGUGAUAAGCUAGCUGGGUUACAGGCGGACGUCUCAGACUCUCAGGAAGUUAAGGAACAAUUAAGUCCAAGCAGCACCAGGCAUGUCGAUGACAGCCCCUUCUCUGAAACCAGACCAGGCACCUGUGAAGAUGAGAAAAAGACCGAAGAGCUCAACAGAAAUGAGUCCCUGAACUCAUCUGUGUCUGAUACCCUUUCCAGUGCUGACAGUGUUUAUGAGAACGAGGCCCAUCGUAGGAGGCAAGACACACAAGAGAAAGACACUGAGCAGGAGAAUGAGUCAGAGCAACAUGUGGGGCACGAAGGAGUGCCUGAGCCUGAGCGAUAUCCAGAGCCAGAGGAAGACUGGGGGGUGGGAGAUGUGUUGCACAAAGAAGCCGAACCAGAGAAUGAGGAAGACUGUGGGGUGGGGGACGUGUUGCAGAGAGAAGCUGAACCAGAUCCAGAGGAAGACUGGGGAGUGGGGAACAUGUUCCAGAGAAAAGCUGAACCAGAGACUGAGGAAGACUGUGGGGUGGGGGACGUGUUGCAGAGAGAAGUUGAACCAGAGACUGAGGAAGACUGUGGGGUGGGGGACGUGUUGCAGAGAGAAGCUGAUCCAGAGACUGAGGAAGACUGUGGGGUGAGGGACGUGCUGCAGAAAGAUGCUGAACCGGAGCCUGAGGAAGACUGGGGGGUGGGGGACAUGUUGCAAAGACAAGCUGAACCAGAGACUGAGGAAGAAACUGAGAGGCUAAUUAACCCUGAGCUUCACCAAGACCUUCCACUUGAAGAUGACCCUGAGGAUCAGGAUCCUCAACUGGAGCUGUACGGAGAACUCGGACCAGAGGGAGGAGAUAUUAUUGAUUUAGAUGAUGAGUCCUACACACAUCUAGCCGAAUAUACAGAUGAAGGUCCAGAUGUUGAUGAAAUACUGUUUGACCAGCCUUUUCAUGAGGAGUCUCCCUUAGAGCAGUGCAUAAGAGAGGAGGCCAUGUCAGAUGUUUCCAAUGAGUCCUACCAUAACCCGGAAGACAUCGAUGAAUGUUUGAGAGUGGAGAUUGCGGCGGCUUCAUCAGAUAGUGAUACAGAUGAAAAGUGGAGAGCUAUUUUCUCCUCCUCCAUAAAUAAAGAAGACGAUGACUCAUAUUUGGAUAGUCUGCAGCUGAGUGCCCAGGAACUUUUUGUCCAGAAAAUUGACGAGACAGACUACAAUGACCCAGAGAGGACCAACUUUGAAGAGGCAAUUAGUAUUGAGGUCCCAAAAGUGUCUGAAGUCUUGGAACAACCGGGGAUUGUAACCUGCUCCCCGACACCCCCGCAUGAGGUUAAAUACAGCCCAUUCAGCCUUCAAGGUUUGUCAAAAAUAUCGGAAGACGAGAGUGAAAGUUACAGAGAUGUCAACCAUAACCACUCGAAAUCCCAAGACGACGGCAGUGUGGACGCAGUCAAGAGGCUGCCCAAAGACUUCUGUGUCAUUCAGGAGACAAAGAGUGAAAACGUCAGUACAGAACAUGUGGACUUCCAGCUUGCUCGCAAGCAGUGGCGAGAAAUGGAGAAGCAAAUGAAAAAUAAGAUUGUCAUACCUUCGAGCAGGCAGUCAAACCUUCACAGCAGCCACAGCUUCAUGUACACCCCAGUCCGACACAUUGAAAGAACCCCUAAGAAGGCACGGGAUCUAGAGAGUUUGAACCUGGUCACGGAUUAUUCCCACACACAAUUCAGCCCUUGCUCAGAGGACUCUGGCCUGGAUGAUUCCAGCUAUAGGUCCCCUUAUGAUGACGCCGAAACACCAAUCGAAAGGGAGAUUCGUAUAUCCAUGGAGAGGGAAGAAAACUUAAAAAGGGAAAGGGGACUAUCCAGAAUGGGCAAAUCAACUGACUGCGCUCCAUCAAGAAGCAUCCCUCGAUCCAUUAGUACUCCACUCACUCCGUCAUUCAUCAUCACCUCAUCACCAACUAAUGAACCAUCAAAGCAGGAAGUGUCUGCAAACAAUGUUAUAAUCGUAGACCCAAGAAAAGACUUGGCAUCCAGUCUAACGUUUGGCAAAGACAACGCGCCCUCUGGAUCUGGAGAAUGGUGCCCAGACGAAAACAGCUCCAAUCUGAUCAUCCUGGAAACAUCCAAUCUGAUCAUUCGAAGUGCCUCUGACUUCUCCCUGAACAAAGGCUGUGACGAGCCCCAGGAAAAAAUGUUCCUCAACAACCCCUUCUUCAAACUCCGUUCAAGAAGCACAAUAUCCUUGGUAGAUGAAGAGAUACGGUUGGUGAAGCAGAGGGAGGAAGAGCUCAGGAAGGAGAGGGCAACCCUAUAUGGGAAAGACAUGUUUGGCACGGAAACUGGCCUGGCAAAUCACAUGGACACUUUGUCAUUUGAUACCUCAGGUAUUGUACCCGUUAAGUGCAAGUCCUCUCCAUCAUCCCCGAUGAAAACCCCCCACAGGAUGGAUCGCUCUGCCUUAUCCUGUGACCACAGGUUUCCUGAGGCCUUUACGGCGGGGAGGCGGAAGAGUGCCAUGGCUCUGCGCUGGGAGGCAGGCGAGUUCACCAAGAACAACUGACCCGGAACAAGCUGCCGUUCUGCUGUUCCGCCACUAGAGGGCCACAGUGGAUGUUUUUAUUCAAGUUUAAAUGCUUUUAUUAUUGUCAUUUGUUUCAUGUUGUGUCAUAACCUAAACUCUGCUUUUGUGAUGCUGUAAAAAAAAAAAAAACAAUCAAAAAAAACAACGAGAGCGUUUAACAGUGGAACUGUUAAAUGUUUAACUUUGCUUUUGUACAGUUUAUGAAAUGAGUUAGAAAUGAUCCAGGCUUCAGCUAAAGUUCCAGCCUUUCUUCUCCUAACAGUACAGAUCUGCCAUUGUGGCACGACUCCUGAAUCAGCAGAGGACGACAGACGACUGAACGCGUUUCUUUAAAGUUUGAUGAUCACAAUAAUUUCCUACUGAUCUAGAGACGAAAGGGCUUAAAAACAGUUUAGAGUCCCUUAAAGACAUUAGUUCUUUCUGUAGGGAAGACGGCAUCUGCUAGAAAGCUCCAAUUCCCCUAAACUUCCAGUUUCUAACAUUUAAUCUCCUCACUUUCACAAAGCAUCAAGUUUAAUUCUGGUCGAAUAAAAGGCACCUUUCUUGGAACCAAACAAUUUUUAAAAGAAUAUAAAAAUAUCAGGAUCAGAUUGUUUUUGUACUUAAAUUAAAGAUUUUGUCAUUUGAUAUGUAAAACAUUUAUCACUGAUAAAGAGAAGGAUAAAUACUUAAUCUUUGAGAUUUUAGAAACAUUUUUUAUAAAUUUGUCCCAGAUAUUUAAAAAAUAAAACUCAGGCAACCCUCUGGUCACCUAAAUCCCUCUCAACCUUCCCUGGCUGAGUGUAACAGGGUCCCAAACCGCCACCAGGUUUCCUGCUGUAAUGACAACAGAGAAAUUAUUAUUUGAAAUGAUCGGAAAUGUUGAGUUGAGGUCAAAGUUAGAUGCAGCAAAUAUAAAACAAGAUGGCUCCUGGAUGCAAGUCCCUCCAUUUCCUACCAAACAGCUUCCUAUGUGUAUUCACUGUUACCGUGGUGACAGAACUGUUACCAUGGUGACGCAUGGCUUGGCAGUAGGCCUUUGAAUAUUUCGUAUUUACACAAUAACUACUCUUCUAGCAUGUAUCUUUAAACCCUUUUAGCUUAGCAUGAGGCACUGUGUGGGUCAGUGAGCAGCCUGUUGAUCUAAUAAUCUUUUAGUAAGCCCUUCAGAGGUUAGCCUGGAUGGAUAGAUAGCAGGGCUGGAUGGACAGCUAGCAGGGCUGGAUGGACAGAUAGCACGGCUGGAUGGACAGCUAGCAGGGCUGGAUAGACAGCUAGCAGGGCUGGAUGGACAGCUAGCAGGGCUGGAUGGACAGCUAGCAGGGCUGGAUGGACAGCUAGCAGGGCUGGAUAGACAGCUAGCAGGGCUGGAUGGACAGCUAGCAGGGCUGGAUGGACAGAUAGCAGGGCUGGAUGGACAGAUAGCAGGGCUGGAUGGACAGAUAGCAGGGCUGGAUGGACAGAUAGCAGGGCUGGAUGGACAGCUAGCAGGGCUGGAUGGACAGCUAGCAGGGCUGGAUAGACAGCUAGCAGGGCUGGAUGGACAGCUAGCAGGGCUGGAUGGACAGAUAGCAGGGCUGGAUGGACAGAUAGCAGGGCUGGAUGGACAGAUAGCAGGGCUGGAUGGACAGAUAGCAGGGCUGGAUGGACAGCUAGCAGGGCUGGAUGGACAGAUAGCACGGCUGGAUGGACAGCUAGCAGGGCUGGAUAGACAGCUAGCAGGGCUGGAUGGACAG